Paramormyrops kingsleyae is the source of this 2825-nucleotide messenger RNA. It is a transcript of the gene scrt1b, whose product is annotated as scratch family zinc finger 1b. Lineage: Eukaryota; Metazoa; Chordata; Actinopteri; Osteoglossiformes; Mormyridae. Gene Ontology annotation, molecular function: DNA-binding transcription factor activity, RNA polymerase II-specific; RNA polymerase II cis-regulatory region sequence-specific DNA binding. The record is from RefSeq and is a predicted model, not a curated record. Gene Ontology annotation, biological process: regulation of DNA-templated transcription.
CUGUUAUAAAGCCCGCAGCUGAUCAGCAGCCUGCAGAAACGCGAGGAGGCGCCGCUCCGGGACCGGAAGCCAGCGCUCUUUAAAUGUGGCUUCUUACGUAAAUGGGAGCGAUCAGCACAUCGGGCUGCAUGUGAAGCGGUGAAGCGGAGCCUGCAUGGGACCAGAGUGCCUGUGACACAGCGAUAUCUGUGCUGCUUCAUAACGGAGGCACGGAGCCUCACUGCGGGAACCUGCGGCUCGGAGGGGGAGCUGUCCGGUACUGUCCAGGAUUGUCAGUUGCUGUCCGUUCUGUACUGGCGCUGUCCGGUGCUGUCCAGGGCUGUCCGGUGCUGUCCAGAGCUGUCGGGUGCUGACCGUUGCCGUCCGGAGGAUUUCGGUGCCGUCUGGAGAUUUUCGGUGCUGUCCGGUGCUGAAGUUGCGCUUCUGCCGCCCGGAGAGACGCGCCACAGCAGAUCAGCUUCGCCCCGGUCCUGUGCUGGCAUUUCAGCCACGACACGCCGAGACCACUCGGUGUUGAAGCCCCUUUAACAGCGGUGCAUGAGGAGGAGGAGAAGAAGAAGAAGAAGAGCCGAGAGCGAAGGAGCGCUUCGUGCAGGAUUAAAACAUGCCGAGGUCUUUCCUGGUGAAGAAGGUGAAGCUGGAUGAUUUUUCAUCUGCUGAUAUCGUGAGCUCAUAUGGAAGAUCCAGGACCGACCUCAGCCUGCGUCUUCACGAAAAAGGGUACAUCAGCGACUACAUCACCCCGUCUGUUUACGAUGGUGACAGCGACAGCGCCAUUAAAGUGCCCUCCCCUGAGCCCCUCUACGUCGGCAUGCACAGAGAUUACGGAGCGCCUGACUCGGACCAGCCCGACAGCCCGCAGUCAGAGAUCACGUCGGGCUACAUCAACGGCGAUGCCGCCGUCAGCGAAGGCUACACCGUGGACGCCUUCUUUAUCACGGACGGCCGAUCGCGCAGGAAAGUCGUCAGCAGCCCCCGGACGGUACAGCGGCACACGUGCAGCGAGUGUGGAAAGACGUACGCCACGUCGUCCAACUUGAGCCGGCACAAGCAGACGCACCGCAGUCUCGACAGCAAGAUGGCCAAGAAGUGCCCAACUUGCGGCAAGGUGUACGUCUCCAUGCCAGCCAUGGCCAUGCACCUGCUGACCCACGACCUCAAGCACAAGUGUGAAAUCUGCGGCAAGGCGUUCAGCCGGCCCUGGCUGCUGCAGGGACACAUGCGCUCACACACGGGCGAGAAGCCCUUCGGAUGCGCUCACUGCGGAAAGGCGUUCGCGGACCGCUCCAACCUGCGGGCGCACAUGCAGACGCACUCCGCCUUCAAGCACUUCAAAUGCAAACGAUGCAACAAGACCUUCGCCCUCAAGUCCUACCUGAACAAGCACUACGAGUCGGCGUGUUUCAAAGGCUCCUUCUCGCCUCUGAGUCCACUCGAAGCAUGACUCCCUCACUAAAAACAUACAGAACCUUAUUUCUCAUUCAUUUUUUUGUUUUCUGUGAAACCUGAUGAUAGCACAAUUUCUUCAGUCAUGAACUUUGAACUGAGGGAACCGUUUUGCAUGUAACUACAGGAAACUAACUUUUUCUCCAAGGGGUCUCUAUAAUACAAUCUUUAGAACUUAAAUAUUAUUAAUUUUGUUGGAAGACUAUAAAAAUGUCUAUUUCUCACAAAGGUCAAACUUUUUUAUUAUCGGAUAAUAUUGUACUGCUGCCAGUGACCACACAGCAUUCAUCAUCAAGGUAAAGCUAUUUAUUUAUCAAUUUAUUUACUUAUUUGUUUGUUUAUUUAUUUGCCCAUUGUUUUUUGUCAAACCAUAUCAGAUCUUCAUUUGCACUUUAUCAUUUCGCUAAGCCCUCACCAUUAAAAUGCCAAAGCUUUUGUCACUUUUUAAACAAUUCCUUUCUUUUAUUCAGUUAAUACCUUUUUAAAGUUAUUGCAUGCAAAAAAAAAAAAAUAAUAAUAAUCUAUGCCAAUCUUAUGAAGCUUUUGAUUUUGCCAAAACCUAGAUAGAAUCAGUGGGCAAUAUUUCUUGGAAGACUCACAAGGAAAUACACAGCAAUAAAUACUUAAUGCAUGGUACUUUUUAAAAAUUAAAAAAUAGUAUCUAUAAUAACACUUUUAAAAAUCAGGUAUGGUUUAAUCCAGUAUUCUUAUUAAUCACACAAAGACAAUAUCAGGGAAAAUGCCAAUGUAGUGUUAGGAAAUCACCAAUUAAACAUGAAAAGAGAAUCUUCCUUUGGUAUAUGGAUAUGCACUGCCUGCCUCUUGUUUAAAGUAGCUUUAGGAUGUAGGCUUCUAGUGCUGAGCAAUCAGCUCCAAGCAAUUCAGUUUCUCCAGAUCUGAGAAAACCCCACUGAGGCAACAAUAUGGGCGCUCAGGCGAUAAUAACGUCACUCAGAAAGGACAUAAUCGCAGCAAUGAGAGCUACUCUCGAACCAGACAUGUUGCACUGUAAUCCGAUUGUGAGAAAAGAUGCCUUGUUUUAGCCACGUGGAGGGUCCCCUAAGGUUUGCUUAAAAGCACUUAGAAUAUACUUCCAACUUUAAAAGUAGCACAAAACCCUAUAGAUUCAGGUAGAAGGAACUUGAUAGCUUGACCUCUGUUUUUGUAUCAAGAAUAAAAAUUAAAUAAAUGUUAAUUGCAAAAUGCUUGUAAGGAAUCCUUUGGAAUUUAGCAUUUUUACUGUACCUGCGGAGAAUCGAGGUGUCUUCUUUCUGGGGUACAAACAUUUCCUGCAGAGUUUUGAGCCAGUAUUCAAUGGUGUAAGCACAAUGACACUGGGGAUUCUGUUGCACUUCAUAAUAAAGAAUAAAUAAAGACUC